This is a messenger RNA of Fusarium coffeatum, 1173 nucleotides long. RefSeq lists its product as uncharacterized. The transcript has a single exon. The coding region runs from base 1 to 1173 and encodes 390 amino acids. NCBI's taxonomy places the organism in Eukaryota, Fungi, Ascomycota, Sordariomycetes, Hypocreales, Nectriaceae. The record is from RefSeq and is a predicted model, not a curated record.
AUGUCUGACAACGACAAUUCACCCGACGAAGUCAGCGGCCAAGCAGCAUUCUGGAUCCUAGCCUCGCUAGCCGCCGCCGCAGUCGUCCUCCCUUCCACAAGCAGUCGCAACAACGGCCGCGAUCUUUUUGGCGGCAACAUCGACCUUGUACGAUGCAUCCCGGGUGUCUGCUUGGUAGAUGGCAUCAUGGACAGCAUAUAUCUCUGUGUGAGCGCCUACAGAGCGCUCAAUUCACUGGAACCGGCAAAAUCUAGACGAAGCACUACUGUUAUCGCGGCGAAGCUCAUAAUCGCAAUUUUCACCGUCUUCCCCCAAAUGAUAAAGGCUUUCAGUUUGAAGGGAGUCCCCGCCACGCAAUUUUGCGCGUUUUUAUUCUUUUUCGCGUUUGUUACGAGGCUUCUGAUUGAUUUGUGUGGCUUGGAUUGGGAGGAGCCGUAUACGCCCCCAGAAAACGAUGACACAUCGGAUGUUGUUGUUCUCAUUAGUGUAUUCCUUCAAACUCCUUUCGAAUUCUGGAUCUGGUACAACAUCAGUAGUUCAAUCAGCAACUACACAUUGUCGGAGGGGUUCUCCGAUUUCAUCGCAAUAACAUCUAUAAUCUGUGCCUCCUUGAUAUUCCUGCAAUCUUCAAUCUGGUUGGCGUUCGUUAUUACCCGAUGGCGCUUCGACAUCUCGGCCACACCGCACAUUGUACCAAUCCGUUUGUUUUGGGUGGCUGUCAUGGCCUUGUCGCUGACGGAGAAAAAAGAAAGAAGCAAGACUAGCAGACUGCCACCGACGCCGGACAUUAUGAGGGAUCUCACGCAGGCUGAAACGUUGAUGAUGAUGGCUGCUUUGUCGAGUGUUGCUGUUGCGAAAGCUCUGGACGUUAUAAGCAAGUUGGUUUCUAUAGUGCGAACCAAGGAUGCUUCGGCGCAAACCGAAGUGAGGUCGGCGGACGCUACAGCAGGAAAAGAGCCAGAGGAGUCAUCGUCUGUACCAAAGGGCAGUUUCUUGGCAAGAUUGGGUGUCGUUGUUGAUCGUUGGUUUGUUCAAUGUCUUACCUUGCAUUCAACAGCCAGCUAUAGCAUCACACUAACAGUCUUUAACCUGAUUACCACAGUUAUGUACUACCUCGUGUACUUUGAUGGAACUGGAACCGUCAAUCCGGGUUGGACAAGCGUCCUAGGCUAG